Ascochyta rabiei is the source of this 471-nucleotide messenger RNA. RefSeq lists its product as uncharacterized. Bases 1 to 471 code for a protein of 156 amino acids. NCBI's taxonomy places the organism in Eukaryota, Fungi, Ascomycota, Dothideomycetes, Pleosporales, Didymellaceae. The transcript is spliced from 2 exons. The record is from RefSeq and is a predicted model, not a curated record.
AUGGACUUCAUACAAGACUACGUGACCCUCCUGCCGCGGCUGCUCCCGCCGACCAUCGCCUCGCCGCUCCUCACCUUCGUCACAACCGCCUUCGGCAUCUUCCGUACGCUGCAAACACACCUCACGCCACUCUUCACACGCCUAGUCACACAGCCCGACGCAGCCUCGAUCCUCGUUGUCGUCGCCGCACUAUUCAUCAGCUUCAAGAUCCUCGACAUGAUGUACCGUGCCGUGCUGUUCUGGGUCAGUCUCGUCUUCAGGCUGGUGCUGUGGGGUGGCAUGGGGUUGGUUGGGCUGUGGGUGUACAACCGGGGCGUCGAUGGCUUCGUGCAGGACGUGCAGGAUCUGGCGCAGAAGUGGGCGGGCGAGUAUGAGAAAUACAGCGGCGAGGUGAAGAGGUUCCAGCAAGAUCAGGAGGCGCAGAUUAGGUUGCAGGCGAAGCAGCAGGGCGGGCGCAAGGGAUGGCGGUAG